Molecule: messenger RNA, 375 nt
Organism: Verticillium alfalfae VaMs.102
Lineage: Eukaryota; Fungi; Ascomycota; Sordariomycetes; Glomerellales; Plectosphaerellaceae
Exons: 3
Coding region: 1-375 (124 amino acids)
Source: RefSeq, a predicted model, not a curated record
AUGUCCGAGGUGCUCCAAGACUUCUUCAUCUGUAAGGUAUCCAAGACACCAUUGGAUCCAGACGAGGCCAUAGGAAACGAGUGGAUCUGGCCGCCAUGCGCUCAUACUGAUAUUCUGAAUCGAACGAAUGCCUGGUUUUCCGUGCAACGCGAGGAGGUUGAUGAACUGGCUGGGAGGGUUGUGAGUGAGCAAAAUUCAACAGUGCUUGGUGAACCGCCCCAGUUUCUGGCUUCACCCAGACGCCAUGCUACGCAACCCUUCCCCUCCUACUUUCUUCCUCAAGGGGGGAUUAGUGAUGAAGGAAGGCUUCGCGACGGAAAGGGAAGUCCUCUCAAUGGACAGGGCUCAGAAUCCGAGGUCAUUCUGAGACCAUAA